Messenger RNA from Rubroshorea leprosula, 925 nucleotides. The record is from the annotation of a GenBank genome assembly. NCBI's taxonomy places the organism in Eukaryota, Viridiplantae, Streptophyta, Magnoliopsida, Malvales, Dipterocarpaceae.
GCUCAAGCUUCGUCCUACUCAAGCUUCAAAAAUGCUGAAGGUUCAAAACCAGCUCGUCUUAGACCAGAGGCUCCGUCCUAAAUCCGGACGCAAACCUCUCCAUCCAAAGAACUUACUCGCUGAUUCGGAGAAUGAAGUUGAGAGGAACAAGCUGAAACUGAAGCCGAAGCAAGAAAGGAUCGAGAUCUCGGCGGUGGGCGAUUCGAACAAGGAGAACCGUCCGAACCAUUCCAUGCAGACGACGAUGGAGCCGUUGGAUUCGUCGCUGGCAGAAGAACUCAGUGCCAUCAGGAAGAAGAUGGAGCGGUUGAGGUUGGAUAACGAGAGGACGGAGAGGAUGUUGAGAGAAAGGGGCGCGGUGCUGGAUUUGCAGAUGAAGGAACUGGAACGCAGAGGACAGAUUCAGAAGGAGCAAGAGAUCGAGGUCGAUAGGCUGUACAGAUUGAAGGAGCUCCAAUCCUUAUGCAUGAGAAUAUCUCCGAUAAGAACACUAAGGGAGAAGGAACAAGAAAGGAAGACAACUGCAGGGCAAUCCUCAGGAUUGAAUUAUGUGGAUUUGGAAGAAUCGUUGGAUGAAAACACAUUUCCGAGUCCCAGCUCGGAUUUUGAAGAAACAAUUCCAGAAGAGGAUGAAUGAAUGAAUGAUAAAUGAUCUUUUGGUUUUGCAUUUAAUGAUCUUCUUCGGUUUUCCGAGAAUAGAGUUUUGGAAUGCGGAUUUUUCAGUUGAAACUUGAAAAUCAUUGUAGCAUUCAUAAAAGAAUGAUAAUAUCUCAUUAUUGUCGGCGUUCAGAAUUCAAAUUGACAGGCGCUCUUCUUUUCACUAAAAUUUCUUUGGAGCUUCUGAAAAAGGAGCUUCACAGUGCUUUAUGCCUUUCUUCUUUUGAGCAUGUAAAUGAGUUAUAUGCAAUAGAUAUAUGAGCCCCCU